CGGAUGCUGGGGGUACUUCCUGUGUCGGCCCCCGCUGCCCCCACCCCGGCCGGGCCGCUGCCCGCACGGACGCAGGCCAGCUGGACACACACUCGGGCGGGCGGGCGCGUGAACAGGGACCCCCGCGCGGCCGCGCCGCCCGCCCCCCCUCCCGAGGCUCCCGGGAUCCGGACACCUGUGGCCUCUGGCGGAGCCCGGCCGGGCCCGGACUGCCCUGGGCUGAGCCUCCUGAGCCGAGACGGGUGUCUCCUGGCCCCUGCCAACCUCAACCGGGGUCACACCACCUGGUCUGCUCUGGAGCCUGUGGCGCGCACCAUGGUCGCGGCCCACCAGCUCUGAGCCCAGCGCUGGAUGGGGCUCUCUCACCACCCCAGGGAGCCGACACCAACUUCUGCUCUGGAACUCAGCUGUGUUCCUUCUUUUGGCCCAGGGCGACCUCGACAGCCCUGACAGCUGCCCGACCCUCUGGAGUGCCCAGAAAGGUGCCCAGCGCCUCCCCAGCUCUUUCUGGAUGGAGGUGCCACAGGAAGGAGCUGGCUAAGGGCUCUGGCCUUCACCUUCCAGACCCUGCUGCCCUCACCUCCCCUAGUGCGGAGGCUGUCGGUGAGAAGCAGGAAAUGCUGUACCAGCACAGCCGGCUCCCUGGAAUCUUGGUUUGACCGCCAGGAUGGAGCUGGGGCCGGCGACUAAGACCUUUGUGCUGGAGCUGCGGUGUGUUGAAGAUGGGGGCCCAGGGCCUAACACCCUCUCAGGUGGCAGCGGUGGCAGUGAGAGUCGGGAGGAAGAAGAGGUUCGAGAGAGGAGCAGCAGCGCCAUGCGGCCAGCAGUCUCUGCCCAGAAGGGGGCCGGUGAGGUUGCUGAGGAGGCCCAGCCAGGACAGCCGGAGGUGCGGCCGAAACAACAGCCACGGCAAGCACAGUUGCAACAGCAGCAGCCACAAAGCCAGCCAUCGGGCUAUCGGUCAGAACCGCAGCAGCAACAAGACGGACAAGAACAGCUGCCACAGCAACAGCAGAGACUACGGGAAAAACACCGACGCCGGAGACAUCGGCAACCGAAGCGGCAACUUCCACGAACGCAACAAGUGCGAGAGCAGCGAGUGCAAGAGCAACAGCUAUUGCAGCAACAGCAGGAACAGCCCCAGCAGCAGCCGGAUGGGCAACAGCCGCUGCCUCAGCGACAGCAGGAACUACAGGAAGAACCCCGAUCAGUGCCACAUGAGCCACUGAAGCUGAUGCAACGGCAGGGAGAGUUACAAGCACAGCAAGUACAAGAGCAACAGCAGGAACUGUUAGAACAGCAGGCACGGUUACAGCAGCAGCAGCAACAGGAGCAGCAGAAACAAGAACAGUCACAGCAGCAGCUGUUGCAGCAGCAACAGGAACAGUUACAGCAGCAGUUUUUACAGCAACAACAGUUACAGCAGCAGCAGCUGUUGCAGCAGCAGCAGCAACAGUUACAACAGCAGCUAUUGCAGCAGCAGCAGCAGCAACAGUUACAGCAGCAGCUGUUUCAGCAGCAUCAGCAGCAAGAACAGCUGCAACAGCAGCAGCUGCAGCCCCGUCCACUGGAGCCAGAGGAGGAGGAAGAAGUGGAGCUGGAGCUCAUGCCAGUGGACCUAGAGUCAGAGCAGGAGCUACAGCGACAGCAGGAGCUGGAGCGACAACAGGAACAACUGCAGCUGCAGCUCAAACUGCAGGAGCAGCUGCAGCAGCUGGAGAAGCAGCUGGAACAGCAGCAGCUGCAGCUGGAGCAGCUGGAGCAGCUGCAGCAGUUGCAGCAGCUUCAGCAACAGCAGCAGCAGCAGCAGCAGGUACGGCUGGAGCUAACCCCGGUGGAGCUAGGGGCCCAGCAGCAGGAGGUGCAGCUGGAGCUGUCACCCGUGCAACCAGAGCUGCAGCUGGAGUUCGUACCUGCCGCAGGGGCAGGUGGAGCUUCAGGGCCAGGAGCUCCAGCUGCUGUCAUGGUGGCCCCCCCAGGCUACGUGGUGCUGCAGGAGCUCAUGGUGCUGCCGGCUGUACCCCCGCCUGCAGUGGUACCCAUCUCGGGCCCUGCGGGCAGCGCGGCCCUGGCUCCAGCCAGGCAGCGAAGACGGCGGCGCGCCCGGGACCGGCCAACCAUCUGCGGCGAGUGUGGCAAGGGCUUCAGCCGCAGCACUGACCUGAUACGGCACCAGUCCACGCACACCGGGGAGCGGCCUCACCGCUGCAGUGAUUGCGGCAAGGGCUUCUCGCAGCACUCGAACCUGGUGACGCACCAGCGCAUCCACACCGGCGAGAAGCCCUAUGCCUGCUCCUAUUGCUCUAAGCGCUUCAGCGAGAGCUCCGCGCUCGUGCAGCACCAGCGUACGCACACCGGAGAGCGGCCCUACGCAUGCGGGGACUGCGGCAAGCGCUUCAGCGUCUCGUCCAACCUGCUGCGCCAUAGGCGCACGCACUCGGGCGAGCGGCCUUACGUCUGUGAAGACUGCGGCGAGCGCUUCCGCCACAAGGUCCAGAUCCGCCGCCACGAGCGCCAGCUGCACGGAGCCGGCCGCUCCCGGGGCCUGGGUCUGCUUCGCAGCACGCGCUCGGCCACCAGUGGGCCUCCGCGCCCUGAGCAGGCCACAGGGGACAAGGCUCCGUGACCAGGAGGGGGCCGGCUCCGCUGAUUUGAGAGGCACUGCGCCUUGCCUGUUGUACCAUCUUGACCCUACUCUGAUCAUUCCGUACAUCCCAGAAUCUCGCUGGGAAAAGUUUCCGUCUGUCCUCGGGAUCAUCUGCAGAGUGGGACAAAUCGCUCUCAGGAACACUUGCGAGAGGAAAGCGGGUGUGGCUGAGCCCGAACGGAUGUUGCACAUUAGCACAAACAGCACAUGCUACACUUUCGUGAUCGGGCACCGAUUGGUGAGGAGACCGCCAAACAGCGCCUCCCCUGGGAAGCCUGGGCUUAACCAGAAAUGAGAGCCACCAGGCAAAACUUCCUAUGACAGAUGGGACAGUUGGUGACAUUGGACCCGAUCGAACGCUCUCCAGGGAAUCAAAUAUACCUGGUAAAACGCACACAAAAAGGAUUCGAUCCUGGUGAAACUUAUUUCAAGGAAAUACAGGGCGGGGGGAAGCAACUCGUCUGCACUAUGUGGAGAACCGACCAAGGCGUCCAAUCGCCCUCCAUUGCAAUUGCUCUGAAAGUACAUUCUGGAAUAGAAAUUCAUCGGGAUGGAUAUAAUCCUGAUUUGAAUGUUGUGUUCCUAAACACAGGGUCAGAGUGUCCGCUGGGACAAUGUGCAAUUGCCAGGAUGUCCUGCUCUGGGCAGGAGGUAAAACCUUCCCCCCAGGGCCACAGGAGUCCUGAUAAGUGUGGGAAGCAGGCUGUCGGCCUCCGCGCCUGUUCCCAUGUCCAAAGUGGCCCCCUGGUGUCCUCUGGAAUAGAAGCCUGUGGCUGAAGCAGAGGGCAUUCUGGGAGUGCUGUCCAAGGUCCAAAGGAAUGAUUCCCCACCUCUCCCCCGGCCCCACCACCUGAAAGAGCCCUGGGGUACCCCCCUUUCCCUGCAACCCACCACCCACCAGCUCCAGGCUGGGUUCUGGCCUUGAGACCCAGGGCAAGGUCCUCCUGGGCCUGGCCACGCAGGGGGCUGGCCUGAGCAGACUCUGCCGCAUCACCCGGGUCAGAGGGAGGACAUUAGGGACAAGGAUCGGAGACAUCAGGGAUGCUCUUUACAUUCACAAAGUCAUCUGGGGGCCGCUGAUGCCUGCGGGAAGGCAGGCCAGUGAAGGAGGCUCCCCACCACCCACCUCCGCCCCCCACACACUGAGGGCCCCUGAUCUCCCAGGUGUGGCUGCUGAGGUCCCGCCCCCUCUCUCUUCCCUGCUUCUCCUUUACUAGCACAGCCUGCUACACUUUACAGAUGUGUUGGUAAGUGAGAAACACAAGAAUAAAAAA
Messenger RNA from Artibeus jamaicensis (Jamaican fruit-eating bat), 3921 nucleotides. It is a transcript of the gene ZNF853, whose product is annotated as zinc finger protein 853. The transcript has 3 exons. Bases 668 to 2626 code for a protein of 652 amino acids. Gene Ontology annotation, biological process: regulation of transcription by RNA polymerase II. Lineage: Eukaryota; Metazoa; Chordata; Mammalia; Chiroptera; Phyllostomidae. The record is from RefSeq and is a predicted model, not a curated record. Gene Ontology annotation, molecular function: RNA polymerase II cis-regulatory region sequence-specific DNA binding; DNA-binding transcription factor activity, RNA polymerase II-specific. Gene Ontology annotation, cellular component: nucleus.